Molecule: messenger RNA, 978 nt
Organism: Vigna angularis (adzuki bean)
Lineage: Eukaryota; Viridiplantae; Streptophyta; Magnoliopsida; Fabales; Fabaceae
Product: amidophosphoribosyltransferase, chloroplastic
Exons: 2
Coding region: 1-978 (325 amino acids)
Biological process (GO): purine nucleotide biosynthetic process
Cellular component (GO): cytoplasm
Molecular function (GO): amidophosphoribosyltransferase activity
Source: RefSeq, a predicted model, not a curated record
AUGAAUAUUGAACUCUUAGCUAGUUCUACACUUACAGUGGUACUUUACUCAGCUACAUCCUAUCCUACUCUGUUCCCCAAACUGGAUCUUCGGAUAUGGAUGCACUUAUUCGCUAGCUCAAUUAUUCUAUCCUACUCUGUUCCCCAAGCUGGAACUUCGGAUAUGAAUACCACCACUGAAGCUACAUCCUUCCUACUCUGUCCACCCCACUGUGGAUCUUCGUUAUCUGAGUUGCCCGGCUCCUGCGCCAUUGCCAACGUCCGCUACUCCACCGCUGGCCACUCCAAGCUCGUGAGCGUCCAACCCUUCGUCGCCGGCUACCGUUUCGGCUCCGUCGCCGUCGCGCACAAUGGAAACUUCGUGAACUACCGCUCCAAACUGGAAGACAAUGGGUCCAUCUUCAACAUGACCUCCGACACCGAGGUCGUGCUCCACCUGAUUGCCACCUCCAAGCACAGACCUUUCCUACUCAGAGUCGUGGAUGCCUGCGAGAAUCUGAAGGGGGCGUACUCCCUGGUGUUCCUCACGGAGGACAAGCUGGUGGCUGUGAGGGACCCCUUCGGGUUCCGACCUUUGGUGAUGGGAAGGAGAAAGAACGGCGCUAUGGUUUUCGCCUCGGAGACAUGCGCGCUGGAUUUGAUCGAUGCGACGUAUGAGAGAGAGGUGAACCCAGGUGAGGUUGUGGUGGUGGACCACACGGGAAUCCAAUCCCUCUGCCUCGUGACUCAUCAGGAGACAAAGCAAUGCAUCUUCGAGCACAUAUACUUCGCACUUCCCAACUAUGUUGUCUUCAGGAGGUCUAUGUACGAGUCUAGGAGGAAAUUCGGGGAAAUACUGGUCACUGAGAGCCCCGUUGAGUGCGACGUUGUGAUUGCGGUUCCCGAUUCUGGGGUGGUGGCUGUGCUUGGCUACGCUGCAAAAGCUAGGGUUCCCUUUCAGCAGGGGUUGAUAAGGUCGCACUAUGUGGGGAGGACUUAA